Molecule: messenger RNA, 3391 nt
Organism: Clarias gariepinus (North African catfish)
Lineage: Eukaryota; Metazoa; Chordata; Actinopteri; Siluriformes; Clariidae
Gene: mxi1
Product: max interactor 1, dimerization protein
Exons: 6
Coding region: 395-1189 (264 amino acids)
Biological process (GO): regulation of transcription by RNA polymerase II
Molecular function (GO): protein dimerization activity; DNA-binding transcription factor activity, RNA polymerase II-specific; RNA polymerase II cis-regulatory region sequence-specific DNA binding
Source: RefSeq, a predicted model, not a curated record
GAUUGGAUGUACGUGCAACCGGCUCGGACGCUUGUAUGCUGAAAAUAAUUUGGAAUGAAGUUUAUUUCUUAAGCCGAAAAUUCGCACGGCGGGGGCGGUCAUGCGCUGAGGUAACACUGUACGAUGGAGUUUGGAUUGGAAGGCGUGGCCUAGCAUACAGGGCGGAGCUAACGUUGCAGGCAUUAACGCGCCGGCACUAGGACCCUGCGGCUUGCUGAGAUCUCUGCGCGCGCUCUCUCUCUCUCUCUCUCUGAUCCCGAACUGAUCUGAGAGGCUGAGAAACUAAAGUGCGCGUCACAUUCAGCGCGGCAUCACGCACGGGGCAUCACGCACGGGGCAUCACGCACGGGACUUCUGCCAACUAUAGCACACAAAGACACACGGGGACAGAAACAUGCUGAGGAGUGAGAGGCAGAAACGGGAUGCCAGGGCUGAGGAGUGUGAGAGCGGCUCGGACAGCCGGAGUGUGGACGCGUGUGAGUUCAGUGCGGUGUUCGGCUGCGGGGACUCGGCUUCCAUCGGCACUUUCCUCCAGAACGUCCAGGUCCUGCUGCAGGCGGCCAGCUACAUCGAGAGAGCCGAGAGGAAGGAUGGAAAGUGUGAACAUGGAUACGCCUCGACGUUUCCGUCCAUUCAGAGCCCCAGCAGCUACCAGCAGAGACAGAGAAAAUUUCGCAACAAAAAGCACAACAGCAGUCACAACAGGUCAACACACAACGAGCUGGAAAAGAACCGACGAGCCCACCUGCGUCUUUGUCUGGAGCGAUUGAAGGCUCUCAUCCCGCUGGGACCCGACUGCAACCGUCACACUACACUGGGCCUCCUCAACAAAGCCAAAGCACACAUAAAGAAGCUGGAGGAGGCCGACCGGAAGUCUCGGUACCAGCUGGAGAGUUUGGAGAGGAAGCAGAGGCACCUCAGGAGGCAGCUGGACUCCCUCCGGGGGGGCACGUGUACCACCGAGAGGGUUCGCACAGACAGCCUGGGCUCCACCCCCUGCUCGGAGCGCUCCGACUCAGACCAAGAAGAGAUCGAGGUGGACGUCGAGAGCACCGAGUUCUCCCAUGGAGAGCUGGAUAGCGUGAGCACGGCCAGCACCAGCGACCUGGAUGACCACAGCAGCCUGCAGAGCCUGGCCAGCGACGAGGGCUACUCCUCCUGCAGCGUCAAGCUAGCCUUCAACUCGUAGACGCGCAGCACGGACGCACACGCGCACACUCGAGCGACGCGAGCAAGCAACUCCCGACCCGACCUGACCUCCCCCCCCACCACCACCACCACCACCUUGUACCAGUCCACUCCAGUCCGCUCCACUCUACCACUACCGAACCCCUUCGCCAGAAUCCGACAGGUGACCAGAGCACGAGAGCCCCCCCCUCCUCCUCCUCCUCCUCCCCCUCUUCACUCAGAGCAGCGUUCUGAUUGGCUGAUUGAAUGUACACUGCCUUAAAUGGCCUCCUCUCGCUUUGUCUCUCUCUUUUUAAACAUGAUCGAUUUGAUUUGGUUUUAUUUAAAUUAUUAUUAUUAUUUUUUUUCUUUGGUGAGAGCUGGUGAUCUGGUUACCUGUCGCUUUCUAACGUUCUGAGGCGCCGCGACUGCAGUGCGAAGCGCGUACAACCUGGACGUCCUCCGCAGCGCUGCAUAUCAAGGUCAGCCGCCAUCCUAAAGGCUGAGUGAGGCAUGAACUCUGUGCCCCGAAUGGUGCUACACUGCUGAAAAGAACCCGACGAACGCGUCUCGUCACGGAAGUGGGACGAUCCUUUUUUUCGGAGGGAAAAAAAAACAAAACAAAAACAACAACAAAAAAAAUGUCUUUCUUACGGUGCGUUUUAUGGUGCAUUAAAAAAAAUAAAGUUUUAAAAAACAAACAAAAACAAUUCGUCGGAAGCAGCCAAGCCAAGUCGUGCUUCCGUCUAGCAGCUGCAACGUAGACGUCCCUCCUAGCAGUAACGAGCAAUAACUCCUCUAGAUCCAUCUCUUCUUCUUUUUUUUAUUUUUUUAUUUUCUUCUUCCCCCUCCCUCUUUUUCCGUCCAAAAACCAUAAUUUGCUUGUUUUUCUUUUUCUUUCUGUUUUUUGUAUAUAAUACAUAAAUAGUUUAAUAAAUUAAGAAAAGGAGUUUAAACAAAAAAAACAAAAAAACAAAAAAAAAAAAAGAAGCUAGAUUCCUAUGGGUAGCCUCUGUUGCUGUUCGUCUUGUGUUUUAUUUUGUGCGUUUUAAAUUAUAUUUUUGCAAAGAUCCUCCUAUCCUUCUCGGAUUGCUCUGACAGAGUGGCAUGGACAGUAUUACGCUUUUUGCUCAAUGAACCUAUUUUUUUUUUCUUUGUUAUUUUUCUUUUUUUCUCAUUUUCUUUCCAACUAAAAUAAAAGGAAGGAAGGAAGGAAAGAAAGAAGGAAGGAAGUCUCCUGGACAGCGCCAGCAGCGGGACCUCUGAGCACCGGACCUCCCGUUCUACGAGCGGCGCUCUUUUUUUAUUUAUUAGAUAUCUGUCGUUGAUUCUGUUCCUCUGUGUGCGUGCAUGAGUGUGUGAGAGUGUGUGUGCGUGUUGCUGUUGAAGCUGAGAGGCAUUCCACUAGCGCGCCUGGAGGUCCGAGGUCCCACGUGCUGCGUCUGAUCUCCCACUCGUUAUUUAUCAAUGGAAGGACGUCAUAUUUAUUCAACUCUUCCCUGUUCCAGCAUUGGAAGAGUGUUUUAUUUUUAUUUGUUUUCUAUUUAAAAUUGUUGUUGCUUUUUUUUUUUUUACUUCAUUUUUAUUUAACUCAUCGUGAGCUGUGUGUUCGUGCACUAGCUCAACUGAACACGGUUUUUAUGUUUCAACACCCAGGCCAAACCACACACAAAAAUCGCGUCUCUCUUUCUCUUUUUGUUUUCUUUCUGUAACAACCACCUUUUCAUGCAUUCUUUACAUCAGCGUGGUUCUUACCCCCCUUUAAUCUGCACUUAAAUCUGGGACCCAUGUGUCGAGAACUCGGCACUUCCUGACCCACCACACACACACACACACACACACUUAGCAUUAAGCAGGUGAUCUGCGAUCCGUCGAGCAACAUCAGGCUCGGCCUCACUAGUGCUGAUUUAUUAGAAUCUACAGUCAUAAAUAACGCUGAUCCUGAAUCAGUGUUUAGUGAAAUCAGGAGUCUGAUCUGAGAUCAGUGCCCGUGAACUUUCUAAAGUCGUGUCGCUCAUCAUUAGUGUGUGUGUUCGUGAGAGAUCAGGAAGCUGCGGUUAACAGGGAGUGGGUCCCGUAGAUGAAGCUAUCUAUCGCACUCGAUCGAGGUCCUGCCGUGACUUUCACGGACAUUCUUUUGUCAAACAUGCACUCUGAUUCCAGCUGUAAGUCCAAUUGCAAUACUUACAAUAAAACACAGAUUGUCUGAGUUGAAGACCAAAAA